This is a messenger RNA of Micropterus dolomieu (smallmouth bass), 4091 nucleotides long. Its product is annotated as oxysterol-binding protein-related protein 2-like. Lineage: Eukaryota; Metazoa; Chordata; Actinopteri; Centrarchiformes; Centrarchidae. The coding region runs from base 215 to 1618 and encodes 467 amino acids. Gene Ontology annotation, molecular function: cholesterol binding. Gene Ontology annotation, cellular component: membrane; intracellular membrane-bounded organelle; cytosol. The record is from RefSeq and is a predicted model, not a curated record. The transcript has 14 exons.
UGUCAGUCACGGUGCCCUUGCCACCUACUUCCGCACUGUUUCAGAGGCGGUGUACUCUUCGAUUGUUUGUUGUUACUGGAGCAUUCAUUUGGCCGCAAUUCACAGGUUGUGUGUUUGGCUGUCUGUGAUGCUUGGAGAGAGGCUGGGCUGCAGGGACAGGCCGAUGGUGGAGACAUGACUUCUGAGUAACGCAUAGUUACUUUCUCUGCUCAGUAUGAACAGCGAGGAAGAGUUUUACGACGCUGAGACAGGACUGGAGUCAGAUGAUUCCUGUGAGGUCAGUUUUAAAGAUGCCCUAGUGUUUGACAGUAAGCCGGUGACUGAUGGCAGUGCCACACAUGAGAAUGGGGUGUGGGAGCGCAGGAAAACUCUGCCUGCUGAAAUGAUCUCCCGGAACGAUUACAGUGUUUGGAGUAUACUAAAGAAGUGCAUCGGCAUGGAGCUGUCUAAAAUUGCGAUGCCAGUUGUGUUUAACGAGCCGCUGAGCUUUCUCCAGAGAAUGUCAGAGUACAUGGAGCACACUCACCUCAUUCACAAAGCCUGCAGUUUGCCUGACUCAAUAGACCGCAUGCAGGUUGUGGCUGCGUUUGCUGUUUCGGCUGUAGCAUCUCAAUGGGAAAGGACUGGAAAGCCAUUUAACCCUUUACUGGGGGAAACAUUUGAACUCGUAAGAGAGGACGAGGGCUACAGAUUGAUCUCCGAGCAGGUGAGCCACCACCCCCCUGUCAGUGCCUUCCACGCCCAGUCUCUGAAGCAGGAGUUUGAGUUUCACGGUUCCAUCUACCCGAAACUCAAGUUCUGGGGGAAAAGUGUGGAGGCUGAGCCCAAAGGUACCAUGACCCUGGAGCUACUGAAACAUAAAGAAGUAUACACAUGGACAAACCCGAUGUGUUGCGUGCAUAACAUCAUCUUAGGAAAACUCUGGAUUGAGCAAUAUGGAACCGUGGAGAUAGUCAACCAUAGCACGGGAGAUAAGUGUGUGUUGAACUUCAAACCAUGUGGCAUGUUUGGGAAGGAGCUGCACAAAGUAGAAGGUCAUAUCCAAGACAAAAGUAAGAAAAAGCUGCGAGUGCUCUAUGGAAAGUGGACAGAGUGCAUGUACAGCGUGGAUCCCAAGGUUUACGAAGCGCACAAGAAGUCAGAGAAGAAGACGGGGGCUGACUCAAAAAAGCCGAAACAGGAACAAACUUGUGAAGGUGAGGAGGCCGACGAUAUGCCAGAAGUUCAAGAGACUGUGACUGUGAUACCAGGAAGUGCCUUACUGUGGAAGAUAGCGCCACGGCCUGCUCACUCAGUACAGAUGUAUAACUUCACGAGCUUCGCCAUGACACUAAACGAGCUUGAGCCAGGCAUGGAGAGAAUACUGGCACCAACAGACUGCCGGCUGAGGCCCGACAUCAGAGCCAUGGAAAAUGGAGACAUAGACACAGCGAGUACAGAGAAAGAGCGGUUAGAGGAGAAACAAAGGGCCUCGCGCAGGGAACGCUCUAAGGAUGAGGAGGACUGGAAAACCAGGUGGUUUCAGCUGGGAAUAAACCCUCAUACAGGAGCUGAGGAUUGGCUGUACGCAGGUGGAUACUUUGACAGGAUUUACACUGACUGUCCCAACAUUUAUUGACACAGACGUGCGCUGUGAGAAGAUCUCCCCUCUGAUAGGAUUCACUUUAUUUCUCAGCAUCUAAGAUUUGUGUCUUUGUGACUUCCAGACGCUCACUGGUACUGUGUCUUUUGUGUGAAUCAAUGAAGAGCAGAUUUCAAAAAACAGUUUAUCAGAUUAUGACUGUGAACCUUGUCCACGCGAGAAAUGUUAUAUUAAGAACAUUUUUUUUUUAGAGUUUACUCACAGUAAUUGUUGACAUGAAACAUCUCCAUCUUUAUAUGCCCUAAUUAUGAUUGUGACAAUAAUAGUCCACAUAUAUGUUAAUCACCUGUCGAGGGUUUUAAAACAGUCACCUGACCAUGCUGCUGCUGCUGCAGGACACAAAUCUCUGACUUCUAGAGGAUAAAUUGUCAGUUUUAGUUCAGGUACUCAACCAUAAUCUUAGCUGUAGACAAACCACACACUUAUGUAUAGUUGCAUCCAAAUAUCAGGGGUUAUUUAAACACAUCUCUUACUUUUAUAUGUAAUAAAAGUAAAUUAUAGUAUAAUUUGAAUAUUAGAUGUCUAUUUUAGUUAGCUGUAAACAUCCCUAAAAAGUCAUAAUUUUCUAUGAAUAGAGACUGGCAAUAGAGAUGAAAGCUGUUUAUAACCAUGUUUACUGGCACAGUAAACGGAUAUUGUUUGGUACAUUAUAUUGUUGUCCACUGUAACAUACUAGAUAAUGUGUAUAAUAAUUGGUGCAUGCAUGGUCACCAAGGUGAUUAUUUACACAAGUUAAAGCCAUAAAAACCUUCUCUGCACUAAGUUUAAUAGUGUAAAAGCAUUCACAUAAAACGUUAGAGCAAAGGGACACAGAGCAUAAUGGUGGUUUUCAAGGUCUGAUACUAUAAGAGCCAUGUUGAUGGGACAUCCUGAGCCUUAGUACAGUCAAAACAACAAUAAUCCUAUUAUCCUUUGUAUUACUUCCAUUUGAGGUGUAAUCCUGCUCUAAGUUUUGGAACUACAGAUCACAUAAUUGAGAGGAGGUAAACAGGAAGUAGAAUCUUGCCAUGCAGUCAGUUAGCUAAUUAACUGUAGGCUACAACUUGAUCCUCAUUCUUUUUAGCUUGUAUUUGUUUACAUUUUGGCAAAUUGGCACCAUUUAAAAGUGUUCCGAAUUAGCUAUUAGCAGGUCCUGUUUGCAAUGUACCCAAGCAUGUACGGACAACUAUCACUGGAUUACUUUGAUAUUGAAGACAAUUUAAAAAUGUGAUGUUUCUCAGGCAAGUUCUGGAGUUGUAAGAACUGUCUUUAGUAUGGGACUUCUAAACAGGUUUGUUUGCAAGAUAAAGAUUACCCCCGCGAAGUGUAAGCCACAUUGAAACAAAAAAUAUGUGUUAUAUGUUUUUGACUGAGUAAUGACUCCGAGAAGAAGUUGGAAUUGUGAGGCAAAUUGUGGCUCACGUCUCUCCCUCCGCCUCACAGCUUGAAAACCUCCGGCUUAAAGAGAAGGCUGUUUCAUACCGACUCCUGAUCAUAGCCAUUUGUCUUCACACAUGGACAAGUAACUCUGAAUGUUCAGAGUUUCCAGUUUGAUGCCUUGAGUCAUUUUUCCAUCAAUCAAAGCUUUUGUUUUCGGACACGGCAGCAGCACAUAAAACAGGGCAUGGUAGCCGUCAUAAACCUAUGCAAACUGCUCCACCCAGUCUGUCCUUCUGAAAUGUGAAACAAAGAUAAAACACUCCUCUUUAGCUUCUAGCCAAUGUGUGCUUCAGACACUACAGAGGCAGGUAAUGAAUGUUGUGUGCUGUUAAUAUAACUCUUACAUAGAUAACAUGCAUACAGCAGUGCGGGUUGUUAGCCAGUAGAGAGAUGUUACUUUUUGUUUCCAAGCACUAACCUUGAAUAAACUGCACAUUUGAAUGCUCACAGUCCAAUGCACAUAUUGUCUCGUGAAAUAUCCUACAUCAUGUCUUCUCCCAUCUGCUCUUUACUUUACUCUGAAUUUAAAGCACUUUGAGAGGCCAGCAGACACUCAAAGGUGCAGGUUUGGUCUGAUGGUUCUCCUGAUCUCAUACUCUUUACCCUCUUGUUUGUCUAGCAUCUAUUUGAAAAUGUUUACAUUGUAUGUUCAUUGAUCUCUUGUUUCCUCCUCAUACUGUUAUCCACACACAACCAUAUGCAUUCAUGGCAUAUUUGAGAAAUAAAUUAUGGACUAUUAAAACUACCAGCCCUGUCAGUGUUUGCCAAUCAAGAUUUUUCUUUCAGUAAAUCAGUUUCACACUUUAUACCAUCUUGUGACACCAGUGUGUGUUAUAAAAACCAGUGGUUCCAAACAGAGGGGUCACAAGAUGAUUUAAAGAUGAUUUACUUUUUUCAGAUUUUUUUUCUAAUCUUAGUCUGGAUGCCUUUAAAAUGAUACAAAAGAGACAAUCUGAGUGGGGAAAACUACUUGUGACUUGAUGACCAUAAGGUCUCUACUGUAAAGAAAUAAAAAAUCAACUGUAAUUUA